AUGCGGGCAAACUCUAUAAAAUCUCAAAUCAGUGAUUUAAACUUAGAGAUUACUGAAGAAGAUAUUAAACAUAAAAUAAAAACGAUAAGGACCCGGUAUACAACAGAAUUAACCAAAAUAAAGCAGUCUACUAAAAGCGGUUGCUCUUCUGACGAUGUCUAUGUACCGACCCUGUACUGGUUUAAACAUGCAGAAUUUUUAAGCAGUGUAUGCGUCCCACGGCAGAGUACAUCAAGUCUCGAUGCACCACAGACUCAAAAUGAAGACUCUGCUGAAUCUGAGCAGACUCAAGCUGGCAGUGAGGAACAGAAGACGCCAAAUUCUGAGAUUAGUAGGAAUGGAAGUAGUGAACUGAUGACUCCUUCAUAUUCUCGAAAGCCAACAAACAAGAAAAGGAAGAUUGAUAUACCGAUUGAUAGAGCAAUUAAAGAAUUAAAAACUAUAAGCGAGCAGCCAAAGUCCAAACUGAAGAUGAGUUUGAUUUGUUUUGCAAAAGUUUGGCAGUACAACUCAAGAAAAUGCCCUUGA
This is a messenger RNA of Parnassius apollo (apollo), 528 nucleotides long. The record is from the annotation of a GenBank genome assembly. Lineage: Eukaryota; Metazoa; Arthropoda; Insecta; Lepidoptera; Papilionidae.